GUUUUGCUUGUCAGUUUGGUUAGGUUUUACGAUUUCGAUUUUCUUUUCAUGCUUUCUUUUUCUUGAAUGAAUCUUAAAAAGAAAGUUGCCGAAAGGAAUGUGAAUACUUUUUAUUAUCAUAUACCCCUGUAAUAUAUAUUUUAAUCGAACUACAAUGAGUGCUGGAAAAAAAGGUCCCAAUAUUUUGGUGACAGGAACACCAGGAGUUGGGAAAAGUAAAUUAUCUCAAGCUCUGGCUGAAAAGACUGGAUUAGAAUGGCUUGAUGUCAGUUUAAUGGCAGUAAAAAACAAGUGUCUAGAGGAAUUUGAUCAACUAUAUAAAUGCGAAAUCUUGGACGAAGACAAGUUACUCGAUCUGAUGGAAAAGCCAAUGAGCGAAGGAGGAAAAAUUGUAGAUUACCACGGAGCUGAAUUUUUUCCCGAGCGUUGGUUCGACAUAGUUUUUGUCUUAAGAACCGACAACACAAUUCUCUAUGACCGAUUAAAGGCUCGAGGCUACAGUGGAAAGAAAUUGGAGGACAACAUUGACUGUGAAAUAUUUCAAACAAUACUCGACGAAGCGAAGGAUUCCUACAAAGAAGACAUCGUUCACGAAUUAUACAGUAAUACACCAGCGCAGAUGGAAGAAAAUAUGAACAGGAUAUGUACCUGGAUCGAUCAGUGGAAAAUAGAUAAUCAAGCUUCGUAAAAUACACAUUUUGUACUUA
Molecule: messenger RNA, 707 nt
Organism: Belonocnema kinseyi
Lineage: Eukaryota; Metazoa; Arthropoda; Insecta; Hymenoptera; Cynipidae
Gene: Ak6
Product: adenylate kinase isoenzyme 6
Exons: 3
Coding region: 155-688 (177 amino acids)
Cellular component (GO): cytoplasm; nucleus
Molecular function (GO): ATP binding; AMP kinase activity; ATP hydrolysis activity
Source: RefSeq, a predicted model, not a curated record